Molecule: messenger RNA, 252 nt
Organism: Naegleria lovaniensis
Lineage: Eukaryota; Heterolobosea; Eutetramitea; Acrasida; Naegleriidae
Exons: 1
Coding region: 1-252 (83 amino acids)
Source: RefSeq, a predicted model, not a curated record
AUGUCAUCACUUUCAGCCUAUGAAGAACUCGAUCUUGAUAAAUUAACAAUUAUUUCACUCGAUAAAUAUGAAGGAAUGGAUGACGAUUUUGAAAUUGAAACAACAAACAAACUCUACAGAUUGAGACCACUUCCACAAUGGGACACUGUUGAACAGGAGGAGGGACUCAAAUUAUUUCUUUUGCAAAUGCAGAAGGAGAGUGGCGUAUUGAAACAACAAUUGUUUUUAGGAGGAGUGAAGAGUGCCGAGUGA